AUGUUAAGUGGAAUCCUCCUCUUCAACCAGAAGGGUGAGAACCUCAUCUUUCGAGCCUUCCGACCCGACUGCCGCCCUCGUCUCGCCGACAUUUUUCGAAUCCAGGUCAUCUCAAAUGCCCAAGUCCGAUCACCCAUUCUCACCCUCGGGUCCACCACUUUCAGCCAUGUCAAGCACGAGAACAUCUAUAUCGUCGCCAUCACCAAGAGCAAUGCCAAUGCCGGCAUCAUCUUCGAAUUCCUCUACCGAUUCGUAGGCCUCGGGAAACAAUAUUUCGGCAAGUUUGACGAAGAUGCAGUCAAAAACAACUUCGUCCUCAUCUAUGAAUUGCUUGACGAGAUCCUCGACUUUGGCUACCCUCAAAACACCGAUGUCGACGUCCUCAAAAUGUACAUUACCCCUGACAACCUCUCCUCCGCCAUCAGGUCGGUCUCGGCGCCCUCGAGUGACACGUCCAAGAUCACGAUGCAAGCUACAGGUGCCCAGUCCUGGCGCCGAGGAGACAUAAAAUACCGCAAAAAUGAGGCCUUUGUGGAUGUUAUUGAAGAUGUCAAUCUCCUCAUGAGUGCGACCGGCACCGUUCUGCGAGCGGAUGUCACGGGCCAAAUCGUGAUGAGAGCAUAUCUCAGCGGCACCCCUGAAUGCAAGUUUGGGCUCAAUGAUCAGUUGGUCGUCGGGCAGGUAGUGCAUGGCAUUGACGGCCCCAUCGGGAAUCAAGAUGGACGGAAAGCCACUCGAGCCGCCGCGGGCUCCGUCACCUUGGAAGACUGUCAGUUCCACCAAUGCGUCCAGCUGGGCAAGUUUGAAAGCGACAGGACGAUCUCGUUUGUACCUCCGGACGGAGAAUUCGAGUUGAUGCGCUAUCGAGCGGUGGAAAACGUCAACCUCCCGUUCAAAGUCCAUGCGAUUGUGCGUGAAGUCGGCACCACCAAGGUCGAAUACAGUAUUGCGGUCAAGGCCAACUACGGGAGCAAGCUGUUUGCCACGAAUGUGGUUGUGAGAAUUCCUACGCCACUCAACACAGCCAGCAUCACGGAACGAACGACGCAAGGGAAGGCCAAAUACGAACCGGAAAACAACUGCAUCGUGUGGAAGAUUGCCCGAUUUGUUGGUGGAAGUGAAUUUGUCCUCAGUGCCGAAGCACAUCUCACCAGCAUGACGAAUCAGAAGGCAUGGUCGAGGCCUCCAUUGAGCAUGACUUUCUCGCUACUCAUGUUCACUAGUUCGGGAUUGUUGGUACGGUACCUGAAGGUUUUUGAAAAGAACAACUACAGCAGCGUCAAGUGGGUUCGUUACAUGACAAAAGCCGGCAGUUAUGAGGUACGGUUUUGA
Capronia epimyces CBS 606.96 is the source of this 1332-nucleotide messenger RNA. RefSeq lists its product as uncharacterized. Gene Ontology annotation, biological process: intracellular protein transport; clathrin-dependent endocytosis. NCBI's taxonomy places the organism in Eukaryota, Fungi, Ascomycota, Eurotiomycetes, Chaetothyriales, Herpotrichiellaceae. The transcript has 2 exons. The record is from RefSeq and is a predicted model, not a curated record. The coding region runs from base 1 to 1332 and encodes 443 amino acids. Gene Ontology annotation, cellular component: cytoplasmic vesicle; AP-2 adaptor complex. Gene Ontology annotation, molecular function: clathrin-cargo adaptor activity.